Eurytemora carolleeae is the source of this 2534-nucleotide messenger RNA. Its product is annotated as sex-determining region Y protein. The transcript has 6 exons. The coding region runs from base 83 to 1165 and encodes 360 amino acids. The record is from RefSeq and is a predicted model, not a curated record. Lineage: Eukaryota; Metazoa; Arthropoda; Copepoda; Calanoida; Temoridae.
AUUGAAACUAUGUCUACAGAGCCUUUAAUUAUCAUGUUUUGUUAGUAUAAAAUACAAUAUAAAUCUAUUCUUUUCAGAUGAAAUGAUGAAACACGGAAUGAAGAUUGUUGUAAUUGUAAACUUACUGAGUAUCUCUGUAUGUUCAUCCCGACAAGAUGCUUCUAUAUUAAAUCACAGAAUACUAGAGAGCGGAGUCCAGAAAACGAGUAAACCUUCUGACACCGACAAAGUUCAGAAAUCCAGUGAAGAUAAAAGCUGGGUUAAAUUCUUACAGCCCCCUUAUGUUCCCAUAAAUGCGUUACCACGAGAGGACAGCAGAUCUUUGUACAAUUCUAUUCUUAGAGAUAUUCCUGUACAUAACAUUACAGAUGAUUCUCCCUGGGAACCGAUGCAAAAUCCGCAUAUUCAUGUUGUUACAAAGACUGAAGAGACAAGGAGAAAGAAAGAAACCAAUAACUCAGACAAAAUUCAGAUCUCAGAACUCAAGUCUGAUACAAAAGUUUUAAACCCUGUAUUUCAUGGAAAUGAGAAAUUGAAAAUUAUCCCAACCCAGAACUCUACAAGUGAGCAUCAUCAGAAACAGGUUGUAAAUCAGAAUUUAGCCAUCAGACAACAUCAGACACAUGAUAUACACCAGAAUCCUACUCAUGGACAGCACCAGACACAUCAUAUAAACCAGAACCUUGGAUAUAAACACCAUCAGACGCAAGAAUUAAACCAGAAUCAUAUACAUGGACACCACCAGCCGCAAGUAUUAAACCAAAAUCACGGAGUAAGAGCACACCAGACACCAGGAAAACAUCAGAAGCUUGUCCAUGUACAACACCAGACUCAAGAUUUAUACCAGAAACAUAGAAAUGGACAGAACCAGCCACUAUUAGUUUCAAAACUAGAUUAUCUUAGUUCUCCAGAUCCUAAUCAAAGGGUACCCCAGAGAGGUGAACCCUUGAGACUCUACUCUCGGAUACAGAAUUAUAAACGAGGAUUUUAUAAACCUUCUCCAGCCUUGAAAAAGAACCCUAGACAGGUUCCGGUGACAGUUGGACGGAGAAAUAUUCAAUCCUGGAGAAAUUCGUCCCGGAGAUCCGGCAGAGAACUAAUUCCUAGACCUGAACUAGCAUUGGGAUUAUCAACCUUAAUCCUGGGAUCAAUCCUUGCAGUUUGAUUCUUGGAUCAAUCCUAGCAGUUUGAUCCUUGGAUCAAUCCUUGCAGUUUGAUCCUUGGAUCAAUCCUUGCAGUUUGAUCUUAGGAUCAAUCCUUGCCGUUGGAUCCUUGGAUCAAUCCUUGCAGUUUGAUCUUAGGAUCAAUCCUUGCAGUUUGAUCCUUGGAUCAAUCCUUGCAGUUUGAUCCUUGGAUCAAUCCUUGCAGUUGGAUCCUUGGAUCAAUCAUUGUAGUUUAAUUCUUGGAUCAAUCCUUUCAGUUUGAUCUUUUUAACAAUGCUCGCAGUUUGAUCCUGGAUUCCUUGUUGAGUGAUUGUAGUUUGAUUUUUGGACCAAUAUUUGCUGUUUGAUCCUUGGAUCAAUCCAUCCAGUUUAAGCUUUGGAUCAAUAGUUCAAUCCUUGCAGUUUCUAUCCUUGGAUCAAUCUUUGUAGUUUGUUUCAUGGAUCAAUCCUAGCAGUUUGAUCCUUGGAUCAAUCCUAGCAAUUUGAUCCUUGGAUCAAUCUUAGCAGUUUGAUCCUUGGAUCAAUCCUAGCAAUUUGAUCCUUGGAUCAAUCCUAGCAGUUUGAUCCUUAAAUCAAUCCUAGCAGUUUGAUCCUUGGAUCAAUCCUAGCAGUUUGAUCCUUUGGAACAAUCCUAGCAGUAUAAUUCUUGUAUAAAUCCUUGUAGUUUCAAUCUUGGACCAAUUUUACCAGUUUGAUCCUUGGAUCAAUCUAUCCGUUUAAGCUUUGGAUCAAUAGAUCAAUCCUUGCAGUUUCUAUCCAUGGAUCAAUCUUUGCAGUUUCUAUCCUUGGAUCAAUCUUUGCAGUUUCUAUCCUUGGAUCAAUCUUUGCAGUUUCUAUCCUUGGAUCAAUCUUUGCAGUUUGUUUCAUGGAUCAAUCUUUGCAGUUUGUUUCAUGGAUCAAUCUUUGCAGUUUGUUCCAUGGAUCAAUCUUUGCAGUUUGUUUCAUGGAUCAAUUCCUGUAAAGUGAUCCUUAAAUCAAUCCUUGCAGUUUCUAUCCUUGGAUCAAUCUUUGCAGUUUGUUUCAUGGAUCAAUUCCUGUAAAGUGAUCCUUAAAUCAAUCCUUGCAGUUUGAUUAUUGGAUCAAUCUUUGUAAUUUAAUCCUCGUACCAAUAUUUACAUUUUGAUCAGUUCUUAAUCCAUUCUAGAUCAAAUACUUAUAGAAAUUUUACAAUCUGAUCAAUCUCUAAAAUUGAUCGAGAUUCUUUUCUAAAUGUUAAAAGAAUUUAUUAUUUGAAAUUUUACCGAGAGUUCUAAAAAAUAACCAUUAUUAAGAUUUCUAAAUUUUUUAGAUCAAUAUUAUGUUUAAAAUUGUUAAAAUUAGAGUCUUAUAACCAUUGUGCCUAUAUUACAAUCUAGUCAGUUUUUAUUUAAA